Molecule: messenger RNA, 4058 nt
Organism: Linum trigynum
Lineage: Eukaryota; Viridiplantae; Streptophyta; Magnoliopsida; Malpighiales; Linaceae
Source: the annotation of a GenBank genome assembly
GUUAAUGAAGUAAAUAAAGAUUCACUUUUUUAGUUGUGUUGAUAGGAUAUUCAUCAUUCAUAACUACAACUACUCUUUCUUGUGGUAGAUGUUUGGAUGAGAUAAUUUGGCCCAAUUGAUUUAAAACGAAGCGAUUAUAUCAAAUUAUCUUGUUUGGCAACACAAAAUGGGAAUACAUCAAUUAAGUGAAAUAGUUCGAAUUGUCUCGUUUUACGUCAUUUUGAAUUGAAAGUAUUGUGAAAUGAUGUACCAAUUGUGAGGAGCAAUCUUGAGACAAUUGUGUCAUAUUAUCUACUACAUUGAUGUGCAAUUGGAUAUAUGAGUUCGCGUAGAUGAUGAAUUUAUGAAAUUAUUCAAUUUGACUCAAGAGCCUCAUAAUUACUUCAUCUUACAAUGCAUGCAUCCUUUCAAAACACUUGUCCUUCACCUGCCAAUUCAAAUUGAUAUAAAACAAGAUAACUCAAAUUAUCUCGGUAAAAUUUCACCAUUCCCUUUUUAUGGGAUCAAAUGAGCCGAUUCAAGUGCUUUAUUUUAAGACAAUGAACUCCAAUUGCUUCAUCCAAUUUGACCCAAUUACUAUCUAUGGGUUUUUAGUAAAGUCGAUUAGGUUAUUUCAUCAUUCUUCUAUUAACUAAUGGGCAUAAGUUUAUGGACUAAUCAAGAGCAUUUUUGUCAAAUAGAGGGCUCGCUUUGUCGAGUCUGAGUAUUUUAUAGCCGUUCAGAUUGUCAAGAACCAUGUGCUUAACAAAUGAACGUCAUCGGGAAUCGAACACAAGACUUCUCGGUCACAGAAGGCUCUGAUAUCAUGUCAAGAACCCGUUGGUCCCAAUAACUUGAGUUAUUGGGAGAGGUUCAAUCGUGGAUCUAUACCAUAAUACUAACACAGUAACACAGAUGACGGUCCUUGUUCCGCCGAAACGUGGACGGAUGGGAUUAUCCAUUCAUCAAAACAGCCACAUCAAAUAGUUUAUCGCCACGUUUAGUACACAACGUAAGCUCGGCCGCGUUCAAUCACUUGAGCAGAAGAGAAAUGUAAAGGAAGAAGCCGCUCUUCUGAAAGACGACUUUACUCUUUUUCCUUGUUACUUGGCUGCUACGUCGCGAAAUUGAUUCCUCCGCGCUUCCAACUUUCUUCCGCCGCGCUCCGCGAUCUCCGGUUUCUACUGCCGUGAACUCACUGUAAUCACAGGGAAGACACUUCCCGCGGCAAUCCGCCGGAGGCGCAGUGAUUCACUGGAUAAGGUAUAGACGAACAAUCGCAAGGGAAGGAUGAAGAUCGACCUCAAUAAAAUAGCUCGGAAAGUCGAGGUUGACAAUCGGAUUCCUCUCCGGUACUAUUACAGGAUCGCCGAUAACCUCCUCCGUCAGGCGAACGUCUACCGAGAUGAGCGUAAUGUGGUGGAUUUGUACAUCAUGCUUCUCAGAUUCUCGAGCUUGGUCUCUGAGACUAUUCCGUUCCAUCGAGAUUAUCACAGUUACCUUCUGAAGGAGAAAUCUAGCUACAAGAAGAGGUUGCUUUCUGUCUUAGAGGAACUUGAAUCCUUGAAACCUGAAUUCAAUCGACGAGUGGAAGAACUGAAUAGAGGUUACUCGAAUGUUCGGAUACGAGAACUCGAUGGUACGGAAGAAAAUUCGUAUAUGUCACAGUCAUCUUCACCACAGUGGCCCACAGUGAAUAGAAGUUCAUCCUCUGGAAGGGAUGUUGCACAGCCUACCAGCAUGGUUCCUCAAUCUUCAUGGAAGAACAAUGAUGCUCAAGCUCUUUACUCAAGUCCCUCGCCACUUGAAAAGCAAUUGCAUAAGUUGCCUGUUCCCAAUCAGGAAACUUUGUCUAGGCACUCGCUCUUAGGACCAAAUGGCCUUCGUGCUGAAUGGCGGCCACCUACUGCAGUGAUCAAGGUGCAGUAUCCUAGCCACGCUGACUUGGCCUCUACAGAGGAUACAAGCAUAAAUCAGGCUGGAGAAUAUGCCAGUGUGGCAGUUAAGAACAAUGAUUCUGGUGGUGUCAUGGAUUCCGUUCUUUCCUUGGACGAUGGCCGAUGGAUACACCCUGCAGAGGAACCAGGAAACACAUUAGUUCACGAGGCAAGGGAAGAUCCCUUCCAGUUUGUUGGUAUUAGGCAACCAUCCCCUCCUCCGGUUCUUGCUCAAGUGCAACAUGAAUAUGCUCAAAUCGCUCCAUCUAAAGUUGCUGACCCACGACCGGGUCCAGCACCUUCUCAAGAUGAUGGCAUGUCUGGCCCUAAUUCGUAUCAAGAUGUGCAUAUUCCUGUGAAUAUGAUGCAAGAUUUCUUAAGAUUGGCCCGGGCAAAUACAGAGAAGAAUUUAGAAACGUGUGGUGUUCUGGCUGGAGCUCUGAAAAACAGGGUGUUCCACAUCAGCACGCUUAUCAUCCCAAAGCAAGAGUCAACUUCAGAUUCGUGUCAGACGUUAAAUGAAGAAGAGAUAUUUGAAGUUCAAGACAAACUCUCGUUGUUUCCCCUUGGGUGGAUCCAUACACACCCAACGCAAACCUGCUUCAUGUCGUCUGUCGACCUGCACACACAUUACUCCUACCAGAUAAUGCUGCCGGAAGCAAUUGCCAUUGUCAUGGCUCCAACCGAUGAAUCGAGCCCACACGGAAUAUUUCAUCUAUCAGACCCAGCCGGAGUAUCUGUGAUCCGUAACUGCCAGCAAAGGGGCUUCCAUCCGCACGAGGAGCCCUUGGAUGGAAACCCCAUCUACGAGCAUUGCUCCCACGUCUACCUCAACUCCAAGAUGAAGUUCGAGGUCAUGGAUCUUCGGUAAGCCUUUUUUUCCUGAAGCCACCACCAACAUAAUCCCUAAGCUAAUGAUCAUGGUACACAUAAAUAUCUAUAUCUCAACGAGCUCUGUAAAUACAAUUGCUUUUCCCCCCUGCUACGAUUUACUUCCGCAGCUCCCUGUACAUAGCCUCUUGUAAUGUGUAUUACAUAUCGCAUCUCCGAGUCAUUCCCAACACAAGCCUAUCAUCACCAUGGGUCGCGAACCGAGUUGAUGUUUGAGUGGAAUCAAACCGCGGGUUGGAUAUAAUUCAACUCGAUCUCUAUUUUUAAAUUCCACACUUUUUUCUUCUCUCUUUGUUUUCAUUCCUAGUACAAAAGGGACUGGAGUUACGUCUGGCUGGCCGAACUGUGUUUUACCUUGGACCAGACAAAAUUGCCCUGUACCUGCUGGUCACUACACUAUUCUCUCUAAGGGUUCUCCGGCGAGGGUGGACCACGUAGCUUGAGUAGAAAGGGAAGGAAGAGGUGGCGGCCCAUUGCGCAAGUUGCCAGUGAAUGCCAUUAAAGGGCGCAAGGUACUCUUUUCCGACGGUGGAGCCUUAAAUUGCUCUCCCUUAGGCGUAGUGUGAAUGAAAACUGGAUAGUGAACAGAAUACUACUACCGCCAACCUCCCUUUCGAGAACCGCCCUACAGGGAGAAACCAUUACUGCUUUACAGCGCAAUCGUCUUAAUUUCUUUCUGGGGGCAUAUUGAAUUGAAUCUUCUCGUUGAUUCGGCAUCUCUCGGUGGCGGAAUAAAGACCUUUUUUGAUGCGGAUCCGACCGACCCAGGUUCUGCGAGUGUCGUCAUUCCUCGCUGACCCGACUUUCGGGAGAAAGUGACAAUUUUUUGUCAAAUCUCUGGAAAAGCGAGACGUUGGCAGGUAAUGUGUGCGGACGGAGGGGAGAGGUGCCGGGAUUCUGCCAGCUUGACGAAAGCCAUUACGGCAGACAGCACUCUUUGCUGUUCUCCUUCACACCCCAAGCUCCCUUGAUCAAACGUUAGCAAAAGAGGCAAUAAGAAAGGCGUUUUUUUUGUCUCCUAAUGGUGACUUGGGUGGGUAGGGUGGGAUUUUGGUGUUAAAACUCAUCCAUCAUUCGCGCACAUUUAACGAGUUGGUAUUUGAUACAGUUGCGACCCGUUUUUUCGCACGUAAAUUUUUCAGUUGGCCGCUUGAAAUGAAAAUGUUGGUCGACGAAGAAAACAAAGUCACUCUGGCCACAAAUCAUGGAAGCAAAGGAUCUUUUAUUACACAACAAAGUAAUUUAAGUAGU